GUUCCAAAGACAGUCUUUGGGUGGUGUUUAGUGUGGCUGCCUAUGGCACUGAGGCGUAUACAGAGGCUGAGCGUAUUUUCAACCUUUGGGAAAGCGUUGAAGUUCCCCAACAUUUGUUUAAAGCUUUGAUGGGGAUGGAAGAAGAAGUUCGGUGCCAGUAUCUUCGACGAGUUGAGGUACGGCCCGACUUGAAAAAAAUUACGAACAAUCUCAAAACGGAGAAAAAAAAGACUAUUCUGAAACAAGUCUUCUUGGAAAAAACGCAAUGUUCCACUUGGGAAGAAGCGGAAGAGACCUACGAGCCAUAUGUUCACAUGGUAGAUGAUUACCUGGAUUUUAACAUCAAUAGACGAUGCGUUCCUACAGAGUUCGUAAAGUUUUGUGAUGCCGCCAAAGAACAUCGGGCCAUGGAGUCUGUAGAUAUAUCAGUUGACAUCAACUUGACAUCAAGGACUCACCAGGACUUGAUAAACCACAACAGCAUCAAGUCCCUUGUAACAUCUACUAAAAGAAAACUGGAAGACAGAGUCCGGCAGAUCUUGAAGAAAAUUAAACCAGAUGACUGAUUUCUGUCCAAUUUUUUGUGCUUUUUUGCAUAUUAUUUUUUUUUUAUAUGUUGGAGUGUUUUCUAUCGGAGGCGGUAAUUUGGCCGCUCUGUUUUUCCAUCUUUCAUUUAACUUUUGACAUGUAAUUAAAUAUCCCAUGUGACUGACUUAAGAAGUUAAAUGUGUUUUGUAUUAAUUGUUUUGAAUAGUAAUGGUUUCGUCAUUAAACCUGUCAUGUUGUAUAAAUUUUGAAUUCACUUGGUGGCAGUAAAUAUGAAAUUUAUAACAUGACAAACCUAAUAAUAAAACGUCGAAACCUGAGUGAAAGGUUCACAAAUAUAGAAUAAUUAAAUAAAGUCAAUGAGUCUGUGAUGUUCAAGACAUGAAAAAUUGAUAAUUGCACAAUAUUGUUUUAAGAGAUUAGCAGUUCUUGAGACAUGACACUCUGUCUCUCUGAAAUCACUCAGACUCC
Magallana angulata is the source of this 1017-nucleotide messenger RNA. RefSeq lists its product as uncharacterized. The transcript has 3 exons. Bases 129 to 566 code for a protein of 145 amino acids. Lineage: Eukaryota; Metazoa; Mollusca; Bivalvia; Ostreida; Ostreidae. The record is from RefSeq and is a predicted model, not a curated record.